AUGCUUAAUAUAUUAAUAGCGGGUAUUAUAAGGAUUAGUUUCGGCCUAAGUAAAGAAAUUAUCGCCCUAGGUAUAGUAAAAGUAAAGACGUAUUUUAGAACGAUAACUUUCUAUAUUUUACCCGUUAAUACCCCAUUUUUUUUAUAUUUAAAAAAUAUAAAUUAA
Molecule: messenger RNA, 165 nt
Organism: Colletotrichum lupini
Lineage: Eukaryota; Fungi; Ascomycota; Sordariomycetes; Glomerellales; Glomerellaceae
Exons: 1
Coding region: 1-165 (54 amino acids)
Source: RefSeq, a predicted model, not a curated record